AUGGCAUUAUCUACAACAGAUAUUCCUCAAAGAGCCCAACACUUUUUAGAGUGUGGUAUUGAAGACUGUGAAAGGAACUGUGAGUUCUAUUGCAACCCUUGUCAUCAAAGAUUGUGCAAACAAUGCCGAGAUGAACAUUUGAAAAGUCCAGAAAACAGGAAUCAUGAGGUGGUUCUUUAUCAGCAACGCAAACGACAACUUCCUGUGGAGAAAUGCAAGAUCCACCCCACUAAAAAUAUGGAUAUGCUCUGUGAAGAAUGCCAAGUUCCAUUAUGUUCCAAAUGUGCUACAAAGGGAGACCACCAAAGGCAUACACUUAUUAAUCUAGAAACAAUCUAUGAAGAAAAGUUUGUGCUCUUUCAAGAGGAAGUCUCCAAAAUUCAUGAGUUUUUUCUACCAAUAUCAAGGGAUUUCCAGAAAGAAAUAAAACAAGAUGCCGUUGAAAUCAAACACACUAUAGACAACAUCAGAACAUCCAUGAAGACUGAAGGUGAGUCCCUGAAAAGUCUGGUGGAUACAGUUAUAUCUGAGAACAUGAGGCAGGUAGACCAGAUAGAGCAAUCACUGUUAGAAGAUCUAAGUACCCAAGACAAGACAUUGAAUGAUUACAACACAUAUCUUUAUAGCCUAAGCAAAGAGCUCCACAAAUGCCUGUUCUCAACAGAACCCUUGAAAUUAGUGUGUGAGAAGAAGCCAAAGGUCCGAUCAAUACCAGAGACAAUAAAACCAGUCACACCAGGAUUUACUGCUGGUCAAUACAGCAAAAGUGAUGUCACCAAAUUACUUGGCAAAAUACAUGUCCCUGACACAAAAGCAGAGAAGAGAGAUAUAAGGCCAAUUGAAAGUGUCUACAAUACAGCAAUGAAACCUACACAUAAACAGAUUAAAGAAGACGGAAAGAAAUUUGACAUGAAACAAACAAUGUCUCUAUCUGCCUCUGUUACCAAGGUCAGGGAGUUCAAUGUACCAGAUGUUAGUGAUGUAUGGCAUUUAUCACUAGAUCAAUCAGACAGACUCUGGAUCAGUGACUCUGAUGGUACUCUUGUCCAAACAGAUCUACAUGGAAAUGAGGUACAGAUUAUAAAAGAAAGCGGUGAAUGGGAAGGUUACCAAACAGUGACACAGGACGGGGAUCUGAUCAUUAAAGAGAAAAACAAGGUAGUCAUCAGAAGAAAAACCCAGGAUAAUAAUAUCAUUGACUACCUUAAAACAGGAGACUGGGAACCAAAGAGCGUACACUCCUCCCGCAUCAACGGGGACAUAUUGGUUGGAAUGGAGAAGGAUGGAGAGGCUAAAGUCACCAGGUACAACAAGACAGGAAAAGAGCUUCACAACAUACAGAGGGAUAGCAAAGGACAAAGACUGUAUAGAAAUCCAUACUGCAUCACAGAAAAUAUCAAUGGAGAUAUCUGUACAUCAGAUCAUGAGGCAAUAGUGGUGGUGAAUAAAUCAGGACAACACAGGUUUUCCUACACAGGUCAGGAGUCAAAGUUCCAUCCUUUUGGAAUCUGUACUGAUGUCCUCGGUCACAUCCUGGUGUGUGAUACGUACAGUAACACUGUUCACCUCCUUGAUCAGGACGGUCAGUUCUUGUCUCUAUUACUCACACAACAACAAGGGGUGUAUACUCCUCUUAGUGUGUGUGUUGAUAAUGAGAACAAUCUCUAUGUGGGUCAAUACAGCAACACACUGACAGUGUACAAGUAUCUCCAGUGA
This is a messenger RNA of Saccostrea echinata, 1716 nucleotides long. RefSeq lists its product as uncharacterized. Bases 1 to 1716 code for a protein of 571 amino acids. NCBI's taxonomy places the organism in Eukaryota, Metazoa, Mollusca, Bivalvia, Ostreida, Ostreidae. The transcript is spliced from 2 exons. The record is from RefSeq and is a predicted model, not a curated record. Gene Ontology annotation, molecular function: zinc ion binding.